Acaromyces ingoldii is the source of this 1923-nucleotide messenger RNA. Its product is annotated as alcohol oxidase. The record is from RefSeq and is a predicted model, not a curated record. The transcript is spliced from 2 exons. Lineage: Eukaryota; Fungi; Basidiomycota; Exobasidiomycetes; Exobasidiales; Cryptobasidiaceae. The coding region runs from base 1 to 1923 and encodes 640 amino acids. Gene Ontology annotation, molecular function: oxidoreductase activity, acting on CH-OH group of donors; flavin adenine dinucleotide binding.
AUGCGGCUUCCUGUCACGUCCCUCCUUCCCUUGCUCGUCGUUGUCCUCCUCCUCGACGUUACCGCCGUCACCUCGACAUUCAUCCCCACCGACAGCACACAGCAGACAAGAGGCGUGCGCCUGGACAAGAGGACCAAGCGGGCAGCCAAGAUGGACGCAAAGACGUUUGCAGACACCGAAUUCACCCACCUCAUUGUCGGAGGUGGAACCGCGGGCUUGGCCCUGGCGGGGCGCCUCUCGGAGGUGCAGAGCUACACCGUGGGCGUCCUCGAAGCUGGACCAUCGGGCGUGGGCGACCCCAUCAAUGACAUUCCCGGCAUGUUCGGUGCCAAUCUGGCAUCCAAGUACAACUGGAACCUCACGACCACGACAUCAGAAAGCGGAGCGCCGGCAAUUGCCUGGCCGCGUGGAAAAGUCCUCGGUGGCUCCUCUGUCCUCAACUUCCUCGUCUGGGACCGAAGUGCCUCGGUCGAGUACGACGCCUGGGAGCAGCUGGGCAACCCAGGAUGGAACUGGAAGAACCUCUACAAGUACCUCAAGAAGAGCGAGGAGUUCCACACGCCUUCGGCCGACGACGCCAAGAAGCUCCACAUCCAACCCAACGCGGCAAACUACGGCGACAAGGGCCCCAUCCAGGUCUCCUACCCGCGUUACAUCUCUGAGCAGGUCCAGCGCUGGAUCCCUGCCCUCCAGAGCCUCGGCAUUCAGCGCAACAACGAGCCACUGGCCGGCAAAAAUGUCGGCGCCUCUGUCCAGCCGUCCAACAUCAACCCCAACAACUCGACGAGGUCGUACUCGACGGCAUACGUCAUUCCCCACGAGCAGCGCAAGAACCUGCACAUUGUCACCGAGGCCACCGUGUCCAAGAUUGUGCUCGAGAAGAGCGGUGCUGAGCAAAAGGCCACCGCCGUCGAGUUCUACGUCAACGGCCAAAAGUACACCGUCAAGACAUCGAACCAGGUCAUUGUCUCGGCCGGCUCCGUCCACACGCCCCAGAUCCUCGAGCUGAGCGGCAUCGGCGCCAAGAGCGUUCUCGACAAGGCCGGCGUCAAGCAGCUCGUUGACCUGCCUGGCGUGGGCGAGAACCUGCAGGACCACACGUACACCAGUGCCGCCUACGAGAUCAAGGAGGGCAUCGCCACGCUUGACUCGCUGCGCAACAACGAGACCUUUGCCGCUCAGCAGCAGAAGGCCUACCAGUCCAACCAGACGUCUAUCCUCGACGAGACGGUGCCCAGCAUUGCCUACCUCAGCCUCAAGGAGCUCGUUGGCGACGAUAAGGCUGCACAGCUCCAGAGCGAGGCAAAGGACUACGUGAACAAGAGCACGAGCACGUACAAGUACGUGCUCGAGAAGCAGCUCGACUUCCUCACCAAAUACCCAGACACCGUCGGCCAGAUGGAGAUGAUUGCCAUCGACGGCUACUUUGCCACGAGCGGCGCUCCCGAGACCAACAAAAACUACGUCACCUUCCUCGCUGCUCAGCAGCACCUCCUCAGCCGCGGCCACGUUCACAUCAACUCGUCGGACGUCAACACUGCCCCCGUCAUCUCGCCCAACUACUUUGACGCGCCCUUUGACCUCGACAUUUCGACGGCAGGGACCGAGUACAUGCGCAAGAUUGCCAACAGCUCGGCCUACGCCGACCAAUACAUCACCAAGGAGGUCCUCCCCGGCGACGUGGACAUCAAGAACUACACGCUCAAGACCUUUACCACCGAGUACCAUCCCAUCGGCACAGCGUCGAUGCUCCCCCGCGCCAAGGGCGGCGUCGUUGACCCCUCGCUCAAGGUCUACGGCACGUGCAACGUCCGUGUCGUCGACGCCUCGGUCAUCCCCAUCCACAUCAGCGCCCACAUCCAGAACACCGUCUAUGGCGUCGCCGAGUACGCCGCCGACAUCAUCAAGGGGCUUCAAAAGUGA